AGGACGUCACUCCCUUUUCAGUGUUCGAAGGAUAUACCAGAGACUGUAUACUCAAGCUAUUGUAGACAUGGUACAAAGACAUGAGUCAUGGAAAAAAUUCUUUGUGUGGGAAGCAGGAAAAACAAAUGGGGCCCAUUUUCCAGUUGUUCAAAUACUCAAAAGUAUUGGACAAACAGACGUGACCUCUGCAACGGAAUGUGACUAUCUUCUAGUCUUCUGUCCUGUCGUUUCCCGAGUUGGAACAGACAUCGGCGAGGCCCUGCACAACAUAACUCCUGGCAAACCAGUAAUACUGGUGGUGAUGCAUCACACCUUUGAUCCUCACCAUGUUGUAGCUGAAAGCCGGAGGCAGGUGAACAACCCAAAUGUCCACCUAACUGUGGACUGUCUGUUUUUUGAAGGCCACCUCCUCAGUUGUAACCUCAAUGAUACCAUGUCGGGUGACAUCAAAAAAUUUUUUGGUUCUGAAUUCCCAGUUCCAGUCUUAAUUCACAACCUGAUCUCUUUGUGGCAACACAUCCCACGUUUCUUUUUAGGUUUCUUCAUCUGGAAAAUAUUUGGACUUUGUUGCUCCAGUAUCUGGAAUAUAUUCGUGUGUUUAGGUAGCCCCAUCUGGAAAAAAAUCAGACCUUGCUUGAAUCCUCUGGUACAGAUUGCUGGAUUGAUUGUUCCUUUGCUGAUGGCAGUUGUGACAUCAUUCAGCUCCAAAAUAUGGAAGAGAAAUAAAAGUGGGAAAUGAGGACUGCAAAACAAAAUCCAAAAGCAAUAAUUUAACAAUAUCACAGUACGUUUUCUUGAUACUGUAUAUAAAACAAAAUAUAUGUAAUAUAUCAUGCCUUUGUAAUCAUUAAAGACGUGUUAGUUAUGUAUUAUAGUUAUGAAAGCUGGUAUAGAUGUUUUAGGGAUGAAUCUUUUGAUCAUUGGUACUGUAGCAUGCUAAAGAUGAAAUGUUGCUUUACUCACAUGUCCAGAUGUCAAGUCAAGACUGAAAAGUGAGCUUUAAGAAAACAAAACCAUUUCUUUCCCAGUUAUUGCAGACAUGCUUAUGUAUUUUAAAAUAACGAAUUUAUUGAGUGGAUAUCUUGGUGUCAUUUGUGGCUUUUGUUCAUACUGAAUUAAAAGACAUUCUUUAUUAAGUGACAUUAAAAA
This is a messenger RNA of Maylandia zebra (zebra mbuna), 1149 nucleotides long. RefSeq lists its product as uncharacterized. The record is from RefSeq and is a predicted model, not a curated record. Lineage: Eukaryota; Metazoa; Chordata; Actinopteri; Cichliformes; Cichlidae.